This is a messenger RNA of Chaetomium fimeti, 2962 nucleotides long. RefSeq lists its product as uncharacterized. The record is from RefSeq and is a predicted model, not a curated record. Gene Ontology annotation, cellular component: Golgi apparatus; COG complex. Lineage: Eukaryota; Fungi; Ascomycota; Sordariomycetes; Sordariales; Chaetomiaceae. The transcript is spliced from 3 exons. Bases 257 to 2668 code for a protein of 803 amino acids. Gene Ontology annotation, biological process: intra-Golgi vesicle-mediated transport.
ACGGAACCUGGCCAACCUCGCGACAAUUGCCCGCGACACGGCUCACUUCAGCCCACCACGACUACUGAUUGCGAUACCUCUCCUGCGCGGCUAUCAUCCCCGAUGGCACGCUCGACAACCUAAUUCUCGCCGCAGCCGCACCAAUUGCAACAUUUGCCUUUUCCAAAACCCGAAACGAAACACCCAUCCUCCGAAAGUCAACACCCCCCAAGAAUACACAACAGGGGACAAAGAAAGAGAAAAAGGAACAAGCAAAAUGGCGACCCAACUCCCCCCAAACAUCGACCUCACCGCCAUCCCCUCCUCCGCCGCUCUCUUCUCGUCCACCAACCACCACCACAACCACAACCACAACCACAACUACAACCACCAAUCCCCGAAACCAACAACAACCACACCAGCAAUCCCCCCCCCAACACCCUCCCCACGCCACCCCACCCCAACAACAACAACAACAGCAGCACCACCACCACCCCCCCAAGCAGCAGCCUACACCCUCCCGCAAAUCCGCGCCAUCCACCACGCCCUGCAGUCCCAGGCCGCCGACGCCGCGGGCCGCCUGCGCACCCAGGUCGGCGGCUCCUACCGCGAGCUGCUCGGCACGGCCGACACCAUCGUCGCGAUGCGCGCGGACAUGGAUGCCGUGCUGCAAGUGCUGGGGGGUAUGGGGGCGAGGUGUGGGAGGGGGGUGGUCGGGGGGAAGGUUGGGGGGUUGAGGGGGGGGGAGAGGUUGGUUUUGGGGGCGAGGUUGUGCGUGUUGGGGAGGUUGUUGGUUAAGAGUUUGGCUGGUGGUGGUAAGGAAAAGGAUGGGAAGGUGGAGGCGGCGAGGAAGAGUUUGGAGGGCGUGCAUCGUGGGAGGCUGACGAGGAGUAUCGAUGCUGUGUUGCGGACUGGGAGCGACAAGGCGAUGAAGCAGGGGGAUGUGCUCAAGGCGCUGGCGGCGUACAGUCUAGCCACGAGCUCCGGGGCGAGGGAUGUGCUGGCGCACUUUCUGCGAGUGAGGGCCGAGGCGAUUGCCGUGGCCCUGGAGUUGGAUGCCGAGGAGAGGGCGGCGAGGAACCCGAAGGAGGUUCUCAAGGCUUUGGGGCUGUACACCAAAACGCUGCUGGACGUGCAGACAUUGGUCCCGCAGAAGCUUACUGAGGCGCUGGUUGCGCUGACGCAGAGCCGGUUGCUGGAGAACGCAUCGCUGAAGGAGAUGGAAGGGCUCAGGCUGGAUGUCUACAAGAGGUGGUGCGGAGACGAGAUACAGUUUUACACGCCCUUCAUCCGCCAUGACGAUCUAGAUGGGAAGCAGGCCAGGGAGAUGCUUUCGGCCUGGGCGAAGAAGGGGGCCGAGGUCCUGCUUCAAGGCCUCGAGAAGACACUGGAGAGCAUGACCGAGUUCAAGGCCAUCGUCGAGCUGCGCACGAGCAUCCUGAAGCUGUGGAUCGCUGAGGGCGGUAAGGCGCGCGGCUUCGACCCUUCCGAGAUGCUCGACCAGCUCCGCGAAGCCAUCAACAAGCAUAUGCUGCGGGUCCUCGAAACCAAGGUAUCCAAGCUGCGCCUCGUCGGGUCCGAAGUGUCGGCCGCCCUCGAUACCUGGCGUGAAGGCAUCACCGACCGGCACCAGAGCCUCUGGGACCUCCGCUCGUUCGACACGGGCCUCUCUAACGGCGCCGCGCAGUUCACACAAGAUGUCGUCGCGCGGCUAUACGGUAGGAAUGAUGCGGUGUCCAAGGCGGACACCAGUUACAGCAGCUGGUUCCACGUUAUCGACGAUGUGGCCCAGGUGGUGGACCAACUGAAGCGGCAGCGGUGGGACAACGAUGUCGAGGAGAUCGAGGACGAAGAGACCAUCGAGGAGCGCCAGAAACUGCUCUCCAAGGACGAUCCGCUGGCGCUGAACGAGCAUCUCAACCGCCUGUUGGUGGAGGCGUUUGGGCGGCUGGAUGACCAGCUCACGACCCUGUGGGGCUCGCAGCAGGGCGGCCCGAACAAUGGCGCGGUUGCCAUGUACUUUACCCGGCUACUCAGGGGCAUCCGCGCGCGACUGCCGGACUUGGAGGCGGUCAAGGGCUUUGGCUUGGCUUCGGUGCCGUCACUCCACGAGGCGAUCGUGAAAGCGGUGGUUGUUUCGCCGCUCGAUGAGUUCGCUACCACGGCGCUGGCGCGCAAGACGGUCGUCGGCCGGAGCCUUUGGGAGGGAGAGCCGGCCCUUCCAACGUCGCCGUCUCCGGGCGCUUUCAAAUUUCUGAGGACGCUGGCCAUGGUAAUGGGUGAUGCGGGCGGGGAUCUGUGGAGUCCCGCGGCUGUCGAUGUGCUGAAGCGCCAAUUGAGCAAGCAACUAUCUGCGGCCUGGCUCGAGGCGCUUGGUGCCUUGGGUGGGGCAGAAGAGGACGAAACGAACGGCAAUGCGAAGGAGGAAGCAAACGGUGACGCGGAGACCGAGGCCGAAGAGUCAGCGGAGGGCGAGGCGGACCAAAAGGCUGAGCAAGAUUUACUUGUGCAAUGGCUCAUGGACAUCUCUUACCUGGGGCUGUUCCUCGGGUCUAACGACACGUUGAGAGAGCUAGAGAACACGGUAUCAAGGGAGUCUGGUCUCGAGACGGUCGCGAAGGAGAGGCUGGCGAAGGCAUCGCAGGACUACUUCAAGAGGACAAGCUUGCUGUUUGGCUUGCUGGCAUGAACCCCAAGCCAGCACCCGCAGGGUAUUAUCUCGCUACCACUACAAUACACACAACAUAUAACCCCCCUACAAUUUGUGCUUCUUCGCCCCAGUCGCUAUCUGCCUAAACAUCUCCUGCGGCACCCCACUCACGAACCUAUCCAGCCCAGCAAACACCUCCUUCACGUUUUGCACAUCCAUAACAUCCCUCUCCGGCCCGCGAAUCAACUUCUUAAUCCCCAACAAACUCUCCCCGACCAAAUGCUCCCCCAACCGCUCAUCAAUCUCCCGCAGCACCAACCCCCUAAACUUCCC